Synchytrium microbalum is the source of this 501-nucleotide messenger RNA. RefSeq lists its product as uncharacterized. Lineage: Eukaryota; Fungi; Chytridiomycota; Chytridiomycetes; Synchytriales; Synchytriaceae. Gene Ontology annotation, biological process: Golgi organization; endoplasmic reticulum to Golgi vesicle-mediated transport; intracellular protein transport. Gene Ontology annotation, cellular component: COPII-coated ER to Golgi transport vesicle; endoplasmic reticulum; endoplasmic reticulum-Golgi intermediate compartment. Bases 1 to 501 code for a protein of 166 amino acids. The record is from RefSeq and is a predicted model, not a curated record. The transcript is spliced from 5 exons.
AUGCCUCCUCACGACAAGCAGUGUUUCUUUGAGUCUCUAAAGAGAGGUGACAGACUCGACCUAUCCUAUCAAGUAGCUGAGGGAGGCAAUCUGGAUAUCGAUUUUUGGAUCAUAACAGAAGACAACCGUCUAGUCUUCAACGCAAACAAGGAAGCAACUGCCACUUAUGGAUUCAAUGCCGAACGAGACGGACGAUUCGAAUACUGCUUCAGCAAUCAAAUGACUUCGGUUGCUGAUAAACUCGUCUCAUUCACCGUGCAAGGCCCUGAUGAGCAAAUCAGAUUGCAGCAAAAAAUGGGGCAGACUGAAGAGGUCGCAGAACCACUACAAAAAGAAAUCGAACACUUGGCUAACGGACUACGAGCUGUACGUGAUGAACAAUCGUACAUGGUCGCUCGUGAACGUGCUCAUCGAUACACUGCAGAGAGCACAAACUCUCGAGUCAUGUGGUGGUCUCUGUUUGAAUCCAUCAUGCUGAUUGGAGUUUGCUUAUGGCAGUAG